ACUUUUCCUCUAAAAGCAUAGGAAACGCACGAGCAGAGCUCAUCGUCUUGGGCGUGGCGGUGCUCUGCUCCAUCGAUCCCCACCCAAAUCCAAGCCACGCUCGCCGGCGGGAUCCUCCUCCACCACCACCCUAACUCUUCCCGCCACCGCGGAGUGUCUGGCCGGGGACUCUUGGUGCCGGAGACGGGAGGGGGGCAUCGCCGGCGACCGGAGAGGAGAGGCGAGGGGAGGCUCGCGCUUCGGAAACGGUCGUUGUCGUCGUCCCGGAGCCGUGGACGCGCGCGCGGCGGGGCUAGGGGAGGCUACGGCCAGCGGCCAAUCCGAGUUCGAUUCCCCACAGUGUAAUUGCCAUGGAUGAGCAUUUCAUCCUCCGCGUGCCCCCUUCUGUGGCGGAGCAGAUCGAGCGCCUUAUGAACGAAUCCGCUGCCGGUUCAUCCUCCAACCCCGAGGACGCCUCCCUCAACCUCUCCUUCUCAGAUGAUGGAAGAAGUGGCACAUUUAUGAUUGGUAACCAGAGCUUUCCUGCAUCUCUCUUGGAUCUCCCAACUGUUGUGGAGUCAUAUAAGACAUAUGAUGAUUCAUUUUUAGUUAAAGCUGCUGAUAUUGGUCAGAUGGUAAUGGUAAGAGAAGAUGUUGAUCCUGCUCCUGAAGAAGUUGAAUACAAGCAUGGACUUACUCCUCCAAUGAGGGAUGCACGCAGGCGACGUUAUCGCAGAGAGCCUGACUUGAAUGCAGAGCUUGUUCACCGAGUUGAGAAGGAUCUUAUAAGUAUUAUGCAUGGAGUGUCUGUCAAAGGUGGUGAAGGUGGGGGUGGUGAAGGUGGUGACCGCAAGAAAGCUGCACCAGCUCCUGCACCCAAGCCAGACGCUCAAGAGCCUGCUGCAAAUGGCGAAGAAGCUGAGCCUGAGAGGAGUGACUCUGAUGAUUCGGAGAACUGAAGUGGACCAGAAUAGAUAGUGCAGCUGCCGUUGGCCGAGCAAUCCGGUGAAAUAAGCUAUUCAGAUCAAAGAAAGUGUAUUUUUACCAAGCAAGGGCGCUUGUUGUCUUUUUAGGACCUAUUGGCUAUCAUCUGAAUAAUAUUAGGAGUGUGCUACUAUGCAUCAUGGUGGAAGAGGUCAUAAGGGUGAUUGUAACUGCUGCUAGUUCCUGAAUUUUGCACUCCAAUUCUGUUACUUCGAACGACGGAUUGGAUGAGAUAUCACCAUAAUUUUAGUCUGGCCAAUGUGCAAGAAGAUAAAGGGCAGCUCAGGGUGAUAUCCCAAGAUUAUUUGUUUUACGCAAAUGGUCCAUCACUGGUUUUGAUACAACUCUGAUAGAUUUGAUUAUCUUU
This is a messenger RNA of Triticum dicoccoides, 1330 nucleotides long. RefSeq names its product transcription initiation factor TFIID subunit 7-like. The transcript is spliced from 6 exons. Lineage: Eukaryota; Viridiplantae; Streptophyta; Magnoliopsida; Poales; Poaceae. The record is from RefSeq and is a predicted model, not a curated record. Gene Ontology annotation, biological process: transcription initiation at RNA polymerase II promoter; RNA polymerase II preinitiation complex assembly. Gene Ontology annotation, cellular component: transcription factor TFIID complex. Bases 351 to 938 code for a protein of 195 amino acids. Gene Ontology annotation, molecular function: RNA polymerase II general transcription initiation factor activity.